Morchella sextelata is the source of this 675-nucleotide messenger RNA. RefSeq lists its product as uncharacterized. The transcript has a single exon. The coding region runs from base 1 to 675 and encodes 224 amino acids. The record is from RefSeq and is a predicted model, not a curated record. NCBI's taxonomy places the organism in Eukaryota, Fungi, Ascomycota, Pezizomycetes, Pezizales, Morchellaceae.
AUGACAAGCUCCAAAGAAAUCCCCCACCUCCCCAUCAAGCUCCACGGCCAAUCCAACUUCACAACCUGGAGAACACUCAUCACGAGCUACCUCCGCCACUACGGAGCCCAAGAUGUCGUAUUUGGGACGAUACCUCGUCCACCCCCAACCCCACCCAACGGUGGAUCCACAGCAGCCAGGGGGCAAUUCACACAAAGAGCCAUUAACAGAGAAGUGUGGGACAGACUCGACACCUUCUCCAUCGUGCUCAUCCAUACGAAUGUAGAACCGCACAUCGUCCCAAUAACUACACGUUAUACUCACGCCCAUGAGAUGUGGGCCGCGCUCUGCAGAACUUUCGAGGGUAGAGACUUUGUCACGCUCCACGCCCUGCUCAAGACUGUGCUUACUUUAACAUAUAACGAUACUGAGCCGCUGGUUGACCAUCUCGGCGAGUUUGAGCGGCUAUGGUCGAUGCUUAUCGAGCGGACGUUGGGGGCGGAUUCAACAUCAAGUUGGGCGGGCUCGGUGCUGGCGUGGGCGCUGAAUAAGUUGGCUAAUAAUGACGAGGCGAAGAAAACGUUCCUGCUGAUGACGCUGCCGCCGAGUUAUGGGGAGUUUGUAAAUGAUAUGCUAGCGAAUGAGAAGAUGGGUUUUAAAGAUGUAUAUCAAUGUCUGGCUGAGGCAUCUGUAUAA